Archocentrus centrarchus (flier cichlid) is the source of this 5422-nucleotide messenger RNA. RefSeq names its product protein bicaudal D homolog 2. Gene Ontology annotation, cellular component: cytosol; Golgi apparatus. Gene Ontology annotation, biological process: regulation of microtubule cytoskeleton organization; microtubule anchoring at microtubule organizing center; protein localization to organelle. The transcript is spliced from 10 exons. The coding region runs from base 283 to 2976 and encodes 897 amino acids. The record is from RefSeq and is a predicted model, not a curated record. NCBI's taxonomy places the organism in Eukaryota, Metazoa, Chordata, Actinopteri, Cichliformes, Cichlidae. Gene Ontology annotation, molecular function: dynein complex binding; dynactin binding; cytoskeletal adaptor activity.
CACUCGACCUCGCCGCGAAACGGGAGGAGAAGCGGGUGGGAGGAAAGGAACCUGCUGCUGUUGCUGCUUCUUUGGUACCCCUGGCUGUUGUUUCUUGAUAAGCAACCGUUGCUUUUAAGAGAGACUGCUCCUGAAGGAGGCGCGAAGCUAACGUUUUCGAGCAACCACCGAGUGCCAUCUUUGGGAUAAAACCGCAGGUGGUGUGGCGUAAUGAGAGCAGAGGAGUGAAGGAGGCAGUUGUCUCAGUUAAACAUUGGCAGACAAGCAGGAGACCAGGCAAGAAUGCUGGAGGCUGGUGCAGACCCAGCAGGUGCAGCGGCCGAGGGGGAAGAGGAAGCAGAGAUGGGGAGCAGGGAUUUGAAGGCUGAGGUGAUGCGGCUGACUCUUGAGCUUCAAGAAGCCACUGAGGAAAAGCUACAGGCAGCCCGCUACGGUCUGGUGGUGCUGGAGGAAAGCGCUGCCCUCAAGAUGAAACACAGGCAGCUGGAAGAGGAGCAUGAAUCCCUCAAAUUGGAGCUACAGCAGCUCAGAGAGGCAUUUGCAGAUUCUGUGAGCAGCCAGAAACGUGCAGCUGCAGAUGGAGAGUGCCGGGAGGAGAGCCUGCUGCAGGAGACUGCCAGUAAAGAGGCUGCCAUGGCAACCCGCAUAGAGGAAGUUCAGGCAGAGCUCAAGCAAGCGCGCCUUGCUCUGAGCAAUGCCCACGCAGAGAUCGAUAGACUCGGGGUGCUCUCCACCCAGCUAAAGAAGGAGUGUGAGUGUCUGGAGGCAGAGAAGGGCCAUCUGAGGGAUGAAAUAAAAGAAUAUAAAGUACGUGAGCUGCGCCAGUUGCAAGACAAUGGUGAGCUAGAAGAAGAGAACAUAUCUCUGCAAAAGCAGGUGUCUGUGCUCAAGGAGAACCAGGUUGAGUUUGAAUCAAUAAAGCUGGAGCUGACCCAGAAGAAUGAGGAACAGGAAGAACUGCGAGCACAGCUGGAUGAAGCAGCAAGGCUAAGGGAGAUUGCUGAGAGGCAGCUGGAUGAGGCCCUUGAAGCACUGAAGGAGGAAAGGGAGCAGAAAAAUAGUCUGCGGCGAGAGCUCUCUGCCUUGACCCUUAACCCCUUUGAUUCUGUGGGGAACCUGGAGCUCCACUUGGAGCACCUGGAUGACAGCCAGGAAGAGGGCCAGGGUGGAGAGGAUGAAGGCGAGGAUGGGGAAGAGAACCAGGACAGUGGUUUUAAUAAUGGUCCUGGAUCUUCUUCCAGUUCUGCUAACCCUCCUCACUUGGGUGGCUCCAAAAGUAAUGGCCUCAUCCAUCGCUACUCCACUCCACGCCACAGCGAUGUACUCCGUGCUCCUGCUUCUGGACUGGUGGCAGAUCUGCUGAGUGAGCUGCACUUUUCAGACAGUCAGAAACUAAAACAGCAGCUCCUACAGGCAGAGCGAGAGAAGUCCGGCCUGGCUAGCAAGGUUGAGGAACUGCAGAUGCAGCUGGUAAUGUCCAGACAGGCACUCAGUCAACAAGAGGACAAGGUUGGCUCUCUCACCCAGCAGCUGGAAGCUGUGCAGAGCAGUCAGCAGCACAACCAAGAGGUGGUUGACAAAGGAGAUAAUGAGACAGAAAAAGGAGAUGGUGGCAAUGCUGUUUUUGACUAUGAGGUAGACACCAAGAGCAAGGAGGUGCUCGAGGCACGUAUGCGUGCAGCUAGUGAAGAGCUUCUGAAGCUGCGAGAUGAAUUGUCUCAGGCAGGAGCUCGUUAUAACACCCUGGAGCAGAGAUACAAGCAGGAGAAGGAGCGUUGGAGGGGAGAGGCUCAGGAGCUGGCCGACAAAAUCCGUCAGUGCAUCAAGUCCAGCAAGCAAGAUCAAGAGCGCAUCAGUGAGCUGGAGAAGGAAAUUGGAGCGACACGGAAAGUGGCAAGUGAUUCUGAAGGGCACUUAAGUGUUGCCCAGGAAGAGCUGCUGGCCUUUUCUGAGGAGCUGUCCAACCUGUACCACCACAUCUGCGUAUGCAACAACCUAACUCCCAAACGGGUCACCCUGGACUAUUAUCGGGAUGGUGCCAGGUCAGGAGGCAGCACAAGAAGAUCACACCUUUAUUCCCAACACAGCACCCAAAAGAAGGCUCGGGCCAAUGACAUGUUCAUUUCCAAAGCUUCAGCGUUGCAGUUUAUGGGCGAAGUAGACAGUGCUGGAACCAGUGGAGACUCUCCUACUUGCCCUGGAUCCCCGACCCUGGAUUUCAGAGAUCCUUCCAAUGUCCGCAACUUAGUAGCAGUCAUCCGUUGCCAGAUAAAACAUCUUCGGGUGGCAGUGGACCUUUGUCGUCAGAGGGGUGCGGUGCCCUACUCAGGGUUGAGCAGCAGUGGGGAGGCAGAGCGGGACACUGAAAACCUCUUGGAGGAAGUCCUAAAACUCAAGUCUCUUCUCAGUACCAAGAGAGAACAGAUUGCUACCCUCAGGACUGUCCUCAAGGCUAACAAACAGACUGCAGAGUUAGCCUUAUCCAAUUUGAAAACCAAGUAUGAGACCGAGAAGAGUAUGGUGUCAGAGACCAUGAUGAAGCUGCGAAACGAGCUCAAAGCCCUGAAGGAGGACGCUGCCACCUUCUCUUCCCUUCGAGUCAUGUUUGCUAGCCGGUGUGAUCAGUAUGUGACCCAGCUGGAUGAGAUGCAGAGGCAGCUGGCAGCUGCUGAGGAUGAGAAGAAGACACUGAAUUCUCUCCUGCGCAUGGCAAUCCAGCAGAAGCUGGCGCUUACUCAACGUUUGGAGGACCUGGAGGCCCCUAUGUCUCCGCACAGCUUAAACAGCAGCCCGCGUCGCUCCCGGGCCAAAGAGCUCGCUACCAAGUCAGGCCGUGCCCCUCGGAGCCCCAGAAGCAGUCCUGCUCGCCCUCCUCUGAGGAGCAGUCCACGGGCUAGCCCAGUUCUCGGCAGCAGCGUUCCUGCUACUCACCACCUGCGAGCUCUAACCAGAAGCCUCCACACAAGCCCUCGCUGAAACACUCCUUCCAUUACUCCAAAACCCUUCUUCUCCAUAAGGACCUGUCUUCAUGUUGACUCCUUGGCUCCCUCCUCCUUUCCUGACCUGAGACAUCCUGUCCAUCCCAGAUAUGAUGCUACAUUCCCCACUCUACUCACCAGAACCAUGGACUGAAAAAAGUAUUAGAAAAAAAAAAAAAAUCUCAUCCCACCCUCUUGGUCAUCUCUGCUUGGAGUGGAGAAACCUGCAUGCAGCCCGAAGAAGGAUGAAAAGACAAAUGUGCUGCUCAUUUCUCUGUGAAGUCAUUAACUGUGUCUUGUCCAAAGUGGUUCCAACUUCCAUCUGGUCUUGUUCAAGGCUAUGUGUUGUGCUGAACCAAUGGCAGUAUUUAUUUCAGAAUGAGAGACUAUUUGUGUACAAUAUUUACUGUCCUCAGACUUUGAUUCAAGGCUAUGAUCUGUUCUCUGAAGGCUGUAUGUCUUACAUUCUUGCCUUUGGCCCGGCUUUAUCGUCGGGCCUGUCUGGCGUCUUUAAGUGUUGGUAAGCCAUUAGAUGAUCUGUGGUAGCUCUCCCAGGUAGUUUUUAUAGAACACUGCAGCCUUACCAAUAGUGUUACCUUAAAAGUAGAGCUUACUGUUGUCUUGAGAUUCUCCAUUUACUGGUGAUGCAGUUACAUGCUCUUUCUAGUCUGCCAUUUCUGGUUCUUAGACUUCAGCUACGCCCUUUAAGGAGAGGUCAGUAAGCAUGCCAUUUCAUAUGGAAAAGAUCAGCCAUACGUUCACCGCCUCAGUUCACUCAGACACUGAGUGGUGUGAUACAUGAUUUGGGAAACCUGUAAUGUAUAUCUUACUUUGCAAACUAUGCAGACCAAGUCAGGACAGUGCCUGUAUACAACCUACUGUUUUAGGCUUUGGGUUUUGAAACCUAGCCUCAUUUUCUGUUACCAGUGGCUGGCUGCAGCUAUUUUACAACAGCUAUUUGACAUCUCUUAAUAUAAGAAGAUUUUGGAAGUCACUGUCUUAACAUCAUUAGAAAAACUCAAGCGGCUUGGUUUUCCCUAAACCUGCUAGUAAAAUGCUCUAUGUUCAUUACUGUGAUAACAGUUCCCAUUCAACUUCAGCUUUCUCUUUGCUCCUUUGAACAGCUAAGCAGCAUCUUCAUGUUUUGUAUUUCAUAACUCAAUGUUAUCAUGCUUUUUGUGCCACCAAGAUAAAUAAAUAGUAAUAACCUAACAUCACCCACAUCAAGCUAGUGGCUUCUCCUGUGGCUACAGCAUAUAUAGUUUUCAGUUUGAAAUGCUAAUAGCAGGUGUUGCUGCUCAUAGAAAGUUGAAAUAAAUACUGACAACCCAUCUUUUAAAAAGCAUUACAUUUUAGUUUGCAUCUAGUUGCACAUUAUGGCUUAUAUUCAAGGAUAAAUCUAGUUGGAACUUAAACAUGGCAUUGUUUUGCUAAAGGACUGCAAAGAGGAAAAGCAUGUAAAUAUACACGUGUCACUUGAUACCUCUAAAUGAACUGCUUAAAAAGCAACAUGAUGCAAGGACUUUGAUUUAAGGACAGCAUUGCACAGGUUGACAUUGGCACUUUUAUCUAACUGAAUAUAUUAAACAGACCCAACACAAUCGAUCGCGGUCCUUUUAAUCCUAUUUGGGAUUUAAGCCACUGGAAAAUGGAGAAAUUAAUAUCAACUAAAAGUUGACACUUGACUAAAAACCAACUGUCCUGUUACUAAUUUAAUAGAAGCUGCAACCUGCUGAUGUGUUUUUAUUUUUGGUCAGUUUUUUGUUUGUUUUUUUCGUGCCUUGGUUUUGGUCUUGUGUGUUGUUUUAGAAAGCAUCACAUUUUCUAAAUGGAGGCUGAAAUUCAACACAGUAGUUGUGAUUUUCUUUUAAUUUAUUUGUGUUUGAAUUCAUUUUGAGGAAAUUCACUGAGCAGUGUUAGCACUGAAAAAGGUGAUAUCUCAUUUUGGUAAAAUAUUUUCACUUUUUAGCUAAGAUGCCUUGUAUUUAUUAUUCAUGGUACCUCAUUAAUAAUUAAGUAAUAUGAUUAAUUAUGAAAUUAAAUUAACCAGAAUUGUUACAAUGACUGAAGUUUCUUUCUAAAUUUUCUGAAUAAAUUUCAACAUAAUAUAUCAAAGAUUGGUUAGUUUGACUACAAGGUUUUCAAGACUGUCAGAUUUAUUUAUUGAAAUUCACACUCGUGCUAAAAAGUGAAAAUGCUUUAACAUAAUGUCACAUUACACUGAAGGUUGUAAAUUGAUUUAAAUCACUCUGUGCAGAUGUGUGUAUAAUUUAAUUGCCACUCUUGUAUAAUAAUUUAACUGUAUUUAUGUGGUCUGCAUUCUGUGUAAAUUGUUGACAAGCACACACUCCACAUAACACAUUUGAGGUCUUCAACUUUUUGUGUAUGCAAAGUUGACUUUUCAUUGACCUGUGAUCCACUUUUGUCAUGAAGAAUAAAAACAA